This is a messenger RNA of Orbilia oligospora ATCC 24927, 405 nucleotides long. RefSeq lists its product as uncharacterized. The record is from RefSeq and is a predicted model, not a curated record. NCBI's taxonomy places the organism in Eukaryota, Fungi, Ascomycota, Orbiliomycetes, Orbiliales, Orbiliaceae. The coding region runs from base 1 to 405 and encodes 134 amino acids. The transcript has a single exon.
AUGCCAUGCACAGACGUUUUUGUGAGAGGUCCCAGGCUGCGAGGUGGAUCUGAACCUGGAAAUGAUUACUGGAGAUCCCCGAUGGGUGUAACAGGCCAGUACAGCGGCUCAUGGAUGGAAACACUCAGAGCGACAUGCGGAAAAUACCACGCAACGCAUUAUCAGUGCAGAGUUCCGGACGACGACGACGGCAAGCGCCGUGGAGUUCCCGUGUUUGUUUUUUGUCGAAUUUUCGAGAUGGAGGAGAAUAUAUCCGAUGUCACAUUUUAUCGAUUCCUUGCACCGGCUAUGCAAGGGAUCGUGAAUGCGGGGAAGCGGUGCGAUAGUCCAUACCUGUCAAACCAGUUCAACAUCAAAGCCUUCCGUUCCACAUUGUCUCGUCCAUUUGACGCCUCAAAAAUUUGA